Molecule: messenger RNA, 999 nt
Organism: Ostreobium quekettii
Lineage: Eukaryota; Viridiplantae; Chlorophyta; Ulvophyceae; Bryopsidales; Ostreobiaceae
Source: the annotation of a GenBank genome assembly
AUGCUGCUCCCCGGGCUUGCGCUCCAGCCCUGCGUCCGCGACUCUGUCGUCCGGGCCCCGGGCCCAGCCUGCAGGCCCGCCGUUCGCCGACCGCCGGGGGCGCCCGACAGGCGCGAUGCCUGUGCGGGACCGGCCACCUGUGGCCGGCCGAAGCACGGCUUGGUUGGGGCCAACGGUUUAGAGGCGCCGCUGACUGGCGCUCUGCAGGGGAUGCGCAGGUGUCCGGUUUGCUGUUGCGCACCAGAGUUGCCGAGCGACGGGCUCGUUACCAUUCCCAUUUUUCCCCUCAACAUGGUGGCUUUGCCAGCGGCGACGGUGCCCCUGCAAAUUUUCGAGGCCAGGUAUCGUGUCCUGUUCAGCACGCUGCUUGGCCCCGUUGAAGGGGUGGAUGAAGAUCUCAUUCAACAGGACAGUGCCUUUCUAGGAUCCAGGAGAUUUGGAAUGUGUUUCACAAGCCAGGGAGGAAUGGCGAAAGUUGGCACUAUCCUUGAGAUACAGCAGCACCUCCCCCUUGAAGACGGGCGCAUGCUUGUCACCUCAAGCGGCGUACAGCGAUUCCAGGUGGUUAAUGUAGUGCAAGAACGACCUGUACUUGUGUGCGAAGUGCAAGUAUUGCAUGACACGCCUGGCGAAGAUGAAAAAACGGUAUUGAAGCUUGCGGAUGAGGUGGUUGAACUGUUCCGCAGCGCCCUGCAGCUUCACCACAAGUUAAAAAGUGCCCAGUCAAAGGCAGAGGUUAAAGAUGAGCAGCUAGAGCCAGAGGAGCUCUCUGAACUGACCGCGUGUGAUUUGUCAUUUUGGAUUGCCUCCACGUUCCAAGAUAGCCGCCGAGAGCAACAGAGUUUGCUGGAGGAGCCAAGUGUUGUUGGACGGUUAAAACUGGAGAAGGAAAUGUUGGGCGGGACUGUGAAGUAUCUUUCGGCAAUGUCUGCCUUGACCACAGCAUUGACUGACACAGAAUCUAGUGAACAGAGCCCAGAGCAGCCUGGACCAGACUAA